Messenger RNA from Trichomonas vaginalis G3, 2970 nucleotides. RefSeq lists its product as uncharacterized. The coding region runs from base 1 to 2970 and encodes 989 amino acids. The record is from RefSeq and is a predicted model, not a curated record. NCBI's taxonomy places the organism in Eukaryota, Parabasalia, Trichomonadida, Trichomonadidae. The transcript has a single exon.
AUGAGGUCCCGUGGAAGUGGAAAUUGGAAUCCCAAUUCUCCAUAUUCUCCACCACGAAGCGGAAAUCAUUCACCUGUUCGAGAUUUGUUUCGUGCUUCAAGUAUUUAUUCACCAAAUGGAAAUUCAGUUCAUUCAGAGUACCGAACAACGAAAAAACAAUCAAUUAAAGAAAAAUAUACACUUCCAGAUGAAAUAAUACAUCGUAGCAAAUACAAACCAGUGUUAAAUAAGUCUCCAGUUUCAUCUCCCUCAAAAGGCUCUCCAAUUAAAUCAAGAGAUUCACCAUACAAACAACAACAGUCACCAAAACUCGUUGUUAGCCUGACUGAACGCUUAAAACAAAAUGGUGUAAUUAACGAUACAAGAUCAUCACCAAACAAGCGUUCUGAGCAUAUGGAUCCAAUAGAACGAAUUAGAAAAUUACUUGAGGAGAUUGCUUCUGACUCUGAUUCUGAUAAUGUUGAAGAUAUCAUCGAUUCAAUUCAUGCUGUUGCGGAUGGAAGGAUGCCAAAGAGCUCCUGUAAGUAUUUCAGCAAUAUUGAUUUACCACAGACUCAAUAUAUUCCACCAAAACCUAAAAUCGAAAAUAUACAAAAAGAAACUCCUCCAAAUAACACUCCUAAGUCUGUUCAACAAUCCCCUGCUACCACUAAGAAGUAUCCUCCUAAGAAACCACUUAAUAAUGUGAUAAUUUUGGGAGAUUCCGAAGAUGAAAUUCCAGAUGUAGUCAAAAGAGAUAUAGAAGACACAUUAGAUGUUAGCCCUAUCAAGAAGAGCACUACUACACAAGAAAAGCAAGCAGAAACAGUUGAAAAACCACAACAAAAAGCUCCAUCACCAAAACAACCACAUGUAAGUCCAAAAUUCAAUGUUGGCGAGGAUCUUUACAACCAGGUCUCAUCAUCGUUGAAAGAAGAUGACGUGAAAUCAGUUAAUAGUCAGAAAUCUGGAAAAUUAAGUCCAGGAAAACGACUUUAUGCCCUAUCGACAGGUCAGCCCAUCGAAGAAGAAGAGCUGCCUCCUGUUCCUCUCGACAACGUUGUUUCUUUCGAUAAUGUUGAGAAACCACAAGAUUCUCACAAAGAUGCCAUCGAAGAGAUCCUAAAUCUCGACUCAGUGCAAGAUCUUGAGUCAGAAAGGGAAAUUCGACAGAGAAUUAAUAAGAUUAUGAAAGAAAAUGGAGAUCCAACGGUAGAAGAAGAAGACGAAGAGGAAGAACUCCAUAGUCAGAUACAAUCUCCAUCACCUGAAGAGGAAGAGUACGUUUCCAGCCCUCCUGCUCCAAAAUUUGAAAAAUCAUCUCAAAUUAAACCAAAAGUUGAAUACAAUUCUGCGGAGGAAAUCAAAGGGGAUCUCGAAAUAAACGACAUGAUCGAGAUCAAAAGCCAAACAGAGGAAGAAUCGGAAUUGGAUAACGAUGAUCUCCUUGAAUACGCGGACAACAUCAUCCACAAAGUGAAUCCUGAUAAAGUAGAAGUCGAGAAAGAGAAGAUUCCAGAGGAAGAUGAAGUAGAAAACAACGAUGACUCCGAUGCUAUUAAUUUUGUCAAUGGAUACAUCGUCAAUGCACCAACAGUCGAUGAUCCAACAGUUGGUGGCAAGUUUGUCGACGAAGACGAAGCCAACAACGACGACGACAAAGAUUUCGAAAAUAUUCUCCAAAAAAUCAAAGGAAAACAAGAAACAACAGAAGGAAAUGACGAAACAAACACACCUAAAGAAGAUCUACCAGGGAAUGUCCCACCAAAACAAGAAAAAGAAGUCAAAUUUGAAGUUCCAAUCAAACUUGACAGCAAAGCAUAUAAUAACGAAAACAAUCCAACAAAUGAUCAGGAAGAAGACAUAACACGUUCAAAGGAUGAGUUUGUUAACGAUGUCAUUAAGUCAAUUUCGCAAAAAGUUGAAGAAGUCAUCAAAGAAGAUGAUGAACUUGCCGAAACCGAACAGAAACAAGAUGAAGAAGGAAUAUACGUAUUAAAUGACAAAGAAAACGAACCAUUUGAUGAAAAAAUAAGUGACGCACAAAUAAAAGACGAAAUCAAAUACGCUCAAGAAGAUUCAAUCGAAGAAAUGAACGAAGAAGAAGAAAUCAAAACAACUGGUAAAAGUGGAGAAAAUGUUCAACAAAACAUUGAAAACAAAGAAGAAAUAAAAGAAAAUAUUGAAUCAACAGAUAAUAAUAAUAAAGAAGAAAACAACAAACAUCAAAAUGAAGAAGAAACAAAAGAAGAUUUCGGAAAUAAAGAAGAAGUUAUUGAUCAUGAAGAAAAAGUAGAAACUAUUGAUGGCCAAUCUCCUAAAGAAGAAGUUCCUAAGGAGGAAACUAUAAAUGAUCAAACACUUAAAGAAGAAGAAGUCCUUGAUCAAGAAGAAAAAGAAGAGGUAUCGAAUCAAAUUCAAGGAAAAGAAGAAGAAAUCAAAGAAGAAGUUAUUGAUAAUGAAACAUCCAAUCAAAUUAAUGAAGAAAAAGUAGAAGUUGAAGAAAACAAAGAAGAAUUUCCCAAAGAAGAAGAAAAAGUAGAAACUAUUGAUGAUCAAACACUUAAAGAAAACAAAGAAGAAGUUAUUGAUCAAACUAAAGAAGAAAAGGAAGAAAUUCCUCAUCAAGAAGAAAAAGUAGAAACUAUUGAUGGUCAAUCUCCUAAAGAAGAAGAAGAAGUUAUUGAUCAAAUUCAUGAAGAAAAAUUAGAAGUUGUAGAAAAGGAAGAAGAACUUCCUAAACAAGAAGAAAAAGAAGAGGUAUCGAAUCAAACUCAAGAAAACAAAGAAGAAGUUAUUGAUAAAAUUAAAGAAGAAAAGGAAGAAGUUGAAGAAAAAGAAGAAACUAUAAAUGGGCAAACACCAAAAGAAGAGGAAUUAUCUAAUCAAAUUGAAGAAAACAAAGAAAAUGUAAAUGAAACAGAAGAAACACAAUUGAAUGAAGAGCAAAAUGGAGAAGUCGAAGAAAUUCCUUCUGAAGAUGAUAUUUAG